This is a messenger RNA of Chrysochloris asiatica (Cape golden mole), 993 nucleotides long. Its product is annotated as olfactory receptor 1094-like. Gene Ontology annotation, cellular component: membrane. The transcript has a single exon. Gene Ontology annotation, molecular function: G protein-coupled receptor activity; olfactory receptor activity; odorant binding. Lineage: Eukaryota; Metazoa; Chordata; Mammalia; Afrosoricida; Chrysochloridae. The coding region runs from base 1 to 993 and encodes 330 amino acids. Gene Ontology annotation, biological process: sensory perception of smell; G protein-coupled receptor signaling pathway. The record is from RefSeq and is a predicted model, not a curated record.
AUGCCAAUGUUGUCCUCAACAAUGGAUUCAUAUAGGAUUCGGUUGAAGAAUACUUCUGAAGUCACCAUGUUUACAUUGCUGGGAUUCACAAAUGAUCCUGAGCUGCAAAUUUAUCUCUUUUUGCUAUUUCUUGCAAUCUAUAUUUUUACUCUGGUAGGAAAUUUGGGACUUGUUUUGCUAGUCGUGAUAGAUUCCAGACUCCACAAUCCCAUGUACUAUUUUCUGAGUUCAUUAUCUUCCUUAGAUGCCUGUUAUUCUUCAGUUGUAACUCCCAAAAUGUUGGUUAAUUUCCUGGCAGAGAAUAAAGACAUUUCUUUCUUUGGUUGUGCUGCACAGAUGCUGCUCUUUGUCACUUUUGGGACCACGGAAAGCAUUCUUUUGGCGGCAAUGGCAUAUGAUCGCUAUGUAGCAAUCUAUAACCCACUUCUAUAUUCAGUAAACAUGUCACCCAGAGUCUAUGUGCCACUCAUCACUGCCUCAUUUGUUUCUGGUUUUCUGCAUGCUACUUUACACACAGUAGCAACAUUUAGCCUCUCCUUCUGUGCAUCCAAUGAAAUUAAACAUGUAUUUUGUGAUAUCCCUCCACUCCUUGCUAUUUCCUGCUCUGACACUCACAUCAACCAACUUUUACUCUUCUACUUUGUGGGUUCUAUUGAACUGCUUACUAUCUUGAUUGUCUUGAUAUCCUAUGGUUUCAUUUUAAUGGCCAUUCUUAGGAUGCAUUCUGCUGAAGGGAGGCGGAAAGUAUUUUCCACCUGUGGCUCUCACCUAACAGGAGUAUCAAUUUAUCAUGGAACAAUCCUCUUCAUGUAUGUUAGACCAAAUUCGAGCAAUGGUUUGGAACAUAACAUGAUAGUGUCUGUAUUUUACACCAUUGUGAUUCCCAUGUUGAAUCCCAUCAUCUACAGUUUGAGGAAUAAAGAUGUAAAAGAAGCAAUGAAAAAGUUAUUUGAGAGACUUGGGUUAAUUAAUAAAAUACAUUUUUAUCAUUGA